Messenger RNA from Triplophysa dalaica, 3100 nucleotides. RefSeq names its product dynamin 3a (gene dnm3a). Gene Ontology annotation, cellular component: cytoplasm; membrane; microtubule. The record is from RefSeq and is a predicted model, not a curated record. Bases 234 to 2744 code for a protein of 836 amino acids. The transcript has 22 exons. Lineage: Eukaryota; Metazoa; Chordata; Actinopteri; Cypriniformes; Nemacheilidae. Gene Ontology annotation, molecular function: GTPase activity; GTP binding; microtubule binding.
UGUUUAUUGUACAAUAUAGACUCCAUGAAUAAAAAUGCUCAAAUUAAAAAAAGCUUCGGGUACCUUGAGGAGUGGCGCCUGAGCGAGCACGCGCACGCACAGUCAACGCUGGACUGUCAAUUUUCGACCACAAGUUGACUCCUGUGCAGUCAAACGAAACAAGUGGAACGUGUUAUUUCGAACUGCAUUUGCUCGUGCAGUAAUUCGCAACGCAUCCUCGCGGCUCUGUAACUAUGGGCAACCGGGAGAUGGAGGAGCUGGUCCCGCUGGUGAAUCGCAUGCAGGACGCCUUCAGCGCCAUCGGACAGAGCUGCAACCUGGACCUGCCGCAGAUCGCGGUGGUGGGUGGUCAGAGCGCAGGCAAAAGCUCUGUUCUGGAAAAUUUCGUAGGGAGAGAUUUUCUGCCUAGAGGCUCAGGAAUUGUUACGAGGAGACCACUUAUCCUUCAGCUCAUCAAUGCAACGGCAGAGUGUGCAGAGUUUCUGCACUUUAAAGGGAAGAAGUUUACAGACUUUGAUGAGGUUCGGCGGGAGAUUGAAGCAGAGACAGACAGAGUCACGGGAGCAAAUAAAGGCAUAUCCUCCAUUCCCAUCAGUCUGCGUGUCUACUCUCCCAAUGUUUUGAACCUGACUCUGAUAGAUCUUCCAGGCAUAACUAAAGUCCCAGUGGGUGAUCAACCCCCUGACAUUGAAUACCAGAUCAGAGACAUGAUCAUGCAGUUCAUCUGCAAAGAGAAUUGUCUCAUCCUGGCUGUCACUCCUGCUAACAUGGAUCUGGCUAACUCUGAUGCUCUUAAGCUGGCCAAAGAUGUGGAUCCACAGGGGCAGCGCACUAUCGGUGUAAUCACUAAACUGGACCUGAUGGACAAGGGCACGGAUGUCAGGGAUGUGCUGGAGAACAGGUUAUUGCCACUUCGCAGAGGUUAUAUUGGUGUGGUAAACCGUAGCCAAAAGGACAUUGAUGGAAAAAAGGAGAUAAGUGCAGCUCUGGCUGCAGAGAGACGGUUCUUCAAAUCACAUCCAGCAUACAUACACAUGGCAGACUGCAUGGGCACCGCAUACUUACAGAUGGUCCUUAACCAGCAACUUACCAAUCACAUCCGUGAGACAUUACCAGCCUUGCGUAGUCGACUGCAGGGUCAGCUUCUCUCAUUGGAUAAAGAAGCAAAGGAAUACCAGUAUAUGAACUCAGAUGACCCCUCACGCAAGACCAAGACCUUAAUGCAGCUGAUACAACACUUUGGGCUGGACUUUGAGAAGAGCAUUGAAGGAUCUGGUGAUCAGGUGGACACAGUGGAGCUUUCAGGAGGAGCCAAAAUCAACCGGGUGUUUCAUGAGCGUUUCCCUUUUGAACUGGUUAAGAUGGAGUUUGAUGAGAAAGAAUUACGAAGGGAGAUCAGUUAUGCUAUUAAAAACAUCCACGGCAUCAGGACGGGCCUUUUUACACCUGAUAUGGCCUUUGAAGCCAUAGUGAAGAAACAGAUUGUGAAACUCAAAGGCCCUUGUCUCAAGUGUGUAGACAUGGUGAUCCAGGAGCUCAUCAACACAGUACAACAGUGUACUAACAAGUUAGGGACCUUUCCUAGGCUACGAGAGGAGACGGAGAGGAUAGUGACCACACACAUUCGGGAACGCGAGAGUCAAACCAAAGACCAGGUUUUACUCUCACUAGAGAUUCAGCUGUCUUACAUUAACACAAACCACGAAGAUUUCAUCGGAUUUGCAAACGCUCAACAGAAAUCAAAUCAAACGUGUAUCAAGGCUUCAGCAGGAAACCAGGGUGCUGCCCCUCCACCACCCAGUCAAAUUGUGAUUCGUAAGGGCUGGCUAACCAUCAACAACAUCAGUCUGAUCAAAGGAGGAGCCAGGGAUUACUGGUUCGUGCUUACGGCAGAAAGCCUGUCCUGGUAUAAAGACGAUGAGGAGAAGGAGAAGAAAUACAUGCUUCUUCUGGACAACCUGAAAGUGCGAGACAUAGAAAAAAGCUUCAUGUCCAGCAAACAUGUGUUUGCCAUCUUUAACACAGAGCAGAGGAACGUGUAUAAGGACUACAGGCAUCUGGAGCUGGCCUGUGACACGCAGGAGGAGGUGGACAGCUGGAAGGCAUCUCUGCUGAGAGCCGGGGUCUACCCAGAGAAAACCACUGUGGACGGUGAGAGUUCAAGCCAGGCUGAGAGCUUCUCAAUGGACCCUCAAUUAGAGCGUCAGGUCGAGACCAUCCGGAACCUUGUGGACUCAUACAUGACCAUCGUCUAUAAAGGCAUCCGAGACCUGAUGCCUAAGACCAUCAUGCACCUCGUCAUCAAUAAUGUGAAGGAGUUUAUCCAAUCUGAGUUGCUUGCUCAGCUGUACUCUUCAGGAGAUCAAUACUCACUGAUGGAUGAAUCCCCUGAACAGGCCCUGCGUCGAGAAGAGGUGCUGCGUACCCACGUCGCCCUGAAGGAGGCGCUAAACAUUAUUACCGACAUCUCAACCUCCACCAUCUCCACCCCAUUGCCACCACCCGUAGAUAACUCCUGGCUGCACGGAAGCUCCACGCUGCACCGAAGGUCUCCUCAGGGUUAUAGUGUCCCUAAGAAGCAUCCCGCACCAGCUGCUCCUCCUCCACCAAACCGCUCAGAACCGUCCACCCCUCCCCUUUCCAACAGCACAGACAGCACCAGUACUUCCAGUCGUCCCAAACGAAUUCCUCCCAGCGUUCCCAGGAGACAACCACCCGCAGUACCCAAUCAACAGACACACUGAGACCCCCACACCAUCAUCAAGCCCACAUUUGAGGGAAAAAUGCUCCAACUACAGGAUCUGCUUGAAUUUGCAUUAAGCUACCUUCUUGAAAACCUGACACUCAUCCUUUGUCAUAGUGGAAAACAUUUCUGUAAAUGCAGACCAGUUCUGAAUCUUUGCUUUAGACAGAUUGUGAAUAAUUCUGUUCUAGUGGGCGACUUUGAACAUUAUACUCUAAUGCUGGAAAGCUUGUUCCCGUUUUGUACAUAUGUUUAUGUUUGUUGGGUUCAACAUUCUUUGUGCAGUUUUGCAAUGAUUAUAUCGAGUGUGUUUAAUCCCGGUGUUUUAACAGGCUUAAAUAAAAAUGUUUUUUUAAA